UUCAUUUUUGUGCGUGUGUUAACUAAGGAGCAACUGCUGCAAAUACAAAUGGAGGUCCUGGAUUUUGAAACCGGUGAAAAGGUGUACGAAAUAUUGAACAGAGAAACAGGCGAAAGAGAGUACCCUUCCUCCACAGUUUUCCACAGUAAAUCCCCAAGGAAAGGUUUUAGAGUUCCUAGUCACGUGUAUUCAUCAGUUACACAACCAGAAGCCAAACAACUGAAGCCAACUUCCGAUUUCUACGAGAGUAUUACAUACCUGUUACCCACCGUUGUGUUGGUCAGCCCACUUUUGAUCGUCUUCCUCAUAGUCCUGGAGAUAGUUUUGCAUACUCGCACCCACGUGAAAAAUGAGAAACUAGACAAAAACAGCAACAUUUACUACCAAAGUCCCUUGCACUUAAUAUCCAAAGAGUUCUGUGGGAAAUGCAAGUCUGAAGCCCAAAUGAAAAUUAUAAAGGGACGCGACUUCGAAUCGCAUUCUUGUUUCAUAAAACAUUCCUUCGAAUUUCUCAAGAGAAUGUUGACGUAAUUUAGGAAAGUUGCAUGUUAAAAGUUCUUAAUUAAUGGAUUAGUAUCCAAGUAAAUUUAUAUAGAUAAACUUUCAAAUUUAUUUAUUAAGAAUAAGUUUGUUAAGGUUUAUUGUGAGCUGAUAUCAAUUUUGGAACAAUUGAGGUCAGUAAUAAAAAGUGUUUUGUAAAUAUUUGAUCAAAUUGUCUCAUUUUGUAUAAAAUGUCAGAUGUUGAGGUACAGAACAAAUGCAUUUGUUAAGUUUAAAUUAAAAAAAUGUAUUGAUGUUAGAAGAAAAUAUAAAUGUGGAAUUUUAAAUAAAAAUAUAUGGUGAUCAUAAUUUUG
This is a messenger RNA of Aethina tumida (small hive beetle), 854 nucleotides long. RefSeq lists its product as uncharacterized. The record is from RefSeq and is a predicted model, not a curated record. The coding region runs from base 49 to 531 and encodes 160 amino acids. The transcript is spliced from 2 exons. NCBI's taxonomy places the organism in Eukaryota, Metazoa, Arthropoda, Insecta, Coleoptera, Nitidulidae.